Messenger RNA from Erigeron canadensis, 710 nucleotides. RefSeq names its product abscisic acid receptor PYL4-like. Gene Ontology annotation, biological process: abscisic acid-activated signaling pathway. Gene Ontology annotation, molecular function: signaling receptor activity; abscisic acid binding; protein phosphatase inhibitor activity. Bases 34 to 633 code for a protein of 199 amino acids. The transcript has a single exon. Gene Ontology annotation, cellular component: nucleus; cytoplasm. The record is from RefSeq and is a predicted model, not a curated record. Lineage: Eukaryota; Viridiplantae; Streptophyta; Magnoliopsida; Asterales; Asteraceae.
CUAUAUAUCUCAUUUCACUCAAUUAAACCAAAAAUGUGUACCUCUAUUCAAACACAAAGAAUUCAUCAAAGCAACAACACUAGUACUACUACUACCACCAUAAACCACCAUUCAACACCACAAUGGCUUCCACACCACAUUCACCACCACCACACACACACAUUAGCACACAACCAAUGUUCCUCGACGAUCAUACAAUCGAUAUCCGCCCCGUUAGACACCGUUUGGUCCAUUAUUCGCCGUUUUGACAACCCACAAAUUUACAAACAUUUUCUCAAGAGUUGUGAGGUUGUCAUAGGUGAUGGUAACAACGUUGGAUCCGUGAGGGAGGUCCAUGUGGUAUCCGGGUUGCCAGCUGGGUCUAGUUUGGAGAGGCUUGAGAUACUUGAUGAUGAACGACAUGUCAUGAGUUUUAGUGUUGUUGGUGGUGACCAUAGGCUUAAAAAUUAUCGGUCCGUUACAACGUUACAUUCUUCGCCUGCAAACGGUGGCUCGACCAUCGUUGUUGAGUCGUAUGUUGUGGAUGUGCCGCCGGAGAAUACUAAGGAAGAAACGUGUGUGUUUGUUGAGACUAUUGUAAGAUGUAACUUGUUGUCAUUGAGUCAAAUUGCUCAAAAUGUAGCACAUAAAUAAGUAUACCAAAUUUAGUCUCUAUUAAUUAGUUGGUUAAUUAAUUUUAAUUUUUCUUUUACAAAUUAGUUGGUUUUACA